CCAACGAGUAACUGGAUUUUAUAGUUCCAGACAUGUACAAGAUUUUCGUUUAAACACGUGAAGCAUCAGUUUCUGAAAGCCCUGGAACAGACUUCCAUGUUUUCCAAGCACAGGCGCUAUUAUGGAUCCCAGCAUCUACGGAACACUCGAUGAGUACCACGACAGCUCCCCACUUUCGUACCCCAUCCCAUGUACUCCGGGAUCGGAGGAUGGAGAGAGUGAAUCGCCGACGGACAGGAACGCCAAGGGCGUCGGCGGUGUCAAGUGUUGCAUCCAAGUAGGUCCCCGUCUGUCCCCUUCGAGUAUAGUGUGACGCACAGCUACCUACGCGAACGGAUGGGUGAAACGCAUUAUGUAGAGGUGCAGAUGCAUACUCAAGAAACGCAUUCAUUUACCUAUGGGUAUGUGGGAAUGCCUUAAAGCAAUGCCCAAGAUAUAAAAGCAGGACGGGAAACCAACGCAAGAUACACAACAGGAAUCGUACAAGCAUGUCGUCUCAUUUCGUCAUCACAGGAGCGAGAGGUGGAAACACUCAGGGAGCUGAUGCACCCAACCGUCUCGAAAUCAACGAGCUCAUUAAGAGCGAGGAGCAGUUUUCGCUGUACAUCCAAGCUCUCGGUGCGUCUUUCCAGGUCUCCAGAUGCAGCCGAUUAAUGCACCCAUCCCGCAGCGUCCAUGUUCAGCGACAACCAAGCAGGGGUGACCUCCUUCUUCCAGAUUGCCGGCAUCCACGGGCUGCCUUACGUGCAGUGGAACGAAUCCGGCAGCACGGAAAGCCCACCGCCCGACUUGCAGUGGGGAGGGUAUUGCACCCAUGGAUCCACCCUCUUCCCAACCUGGCACCGGCCCUACGUGGCUCUCUUCGAGCAAGUGCUCAACUCGAAAGCUGUGGAGAUCGCCAAGGGCUACAAAGCCGAUUCGGAGCGCUGGACCCAGGCGGCUGCGAAUCUCCGUGCCCCAUAUUGGGACUGGGCCGUAAAUGCGGUCCUCCCGCACCAGGUCAUCCAGGACAGGCAGGUAACGAUCACCCUCCCGGACGGAACGCGAGGGGCGGUGCCGAACCCGCUCUUUGCAUACACUUUCCACCCGAUUGAUGCGAGCUUCCCGGAACCGUACAGCCAGUGGGACUCCACGCUCAGGCACCCGACCAGAGAGGGAAAGACCAAUGUCCGAGCGCUGAUCCAACAGCUGCAAUCCUCCGCGGAGGACAUCCGGUCCAGCACAUACCGCCUGCUCACUCGUGUCCACACCUGGCCCGCAUUCAGUAACCACUCGGCCGACGAUGGCGGCAGCGCUAGCAACAGCCUCGAGGCCAUUCACGACGGAAUCCACAACGAUGUUGGCGGUGGAGGUCAGAUGGGUGACCCGUCCGUAGCAGGCUUCGACCCGGUGUUCUUCUUGCACCAUGCAAACGUCGACAGGAUGCUUUCGCUGUGGUCGGCUCUCAACCCCGGCGUGUGGGUGUCGCGUGGGCCGGCGGAAGGCGGAACGUGGACUAUCCCACCGAACGCGAUUAUUGGACCAAGCACGGAUCUCACUCCAUUCUGGGAGACACAGAACACGUACUGGCUAUCAACUCAGACGACCAAGACUAGCACCCUCGGCUACUCGUAUCCCGAAUUCAACGGGCUCGAUCUGACCAAGCCAGCGGCUGUGAAGACAGCGAUAUCUCGAGCUGUGAACAGGCUGUACGGCGGUGCCACUUUCUUCCAGAUGGCGACAGCAGCGAAUGGUGCGAAAAGCACCGACGCGACAAACGUCGCCAGCGCGGCACCAGUGCAAGCCAAAGCCGCACCAUCUCCCACACCUCACACGCCCACCAUCCGUGCUGCCCUGCACACGCAGACCGAAACUGCGGCACCGCUGGUCGCGGCUCACCCUGCCCCAUCGCUCUCCACACCAACGAUGCUCGACUGGUCCGUCCGUAUCCACGUGCAGAAGUACGCCCUCCCAUCGACGUUCUGCGUCCUCAUCUUCCUCGGCCCCGUCCCAUCAUCGCCUCUCGAAUGGCGGGCGUCGCCCUCGUACGUCGGCUCCCACACCGCGUUCGUGAACACGUCCUCUGCGCGCUGCGCCAACUGCACCGCCCAGGCCCACGCGGACGGCGGCUUCGUGAUCGAGGGCUUCGUGCACCUCAACGAGGCCCUCGCACGCGUGCUCUCGCAGGCCAGUUUCGAGCCCGAGACAGUCGUGCCCUUCUUGACCCAGGAGCUGAGCUGGCGUGUACAGCUGUCGCGCGGGGCGGAGGAGGUGACAUUGGACGAUGCGCGCUUGGACUCGCUGGAGGUAAAGGUCGGCGCGAACUCGAUGACGGUGCUGCCUGGCGCCGAUCUGCCCACGUGCGGAGAGACGAGAUGGUUCCCUGAGAUCACACACGGAAAGCGCGGUGGAGCUUCCGCGUAGUUCCUCUACUGAUCGAUACGAGUGAGCAGAUCCCAAGUGUAGGAAUGAUUAGGAGCUUUGUAUUUGUAUUCUGUGAAGUGAAUAUGUCUCCUUUCUGAAGUUGUACCGUGCAUGAGUGCAGGAGGGUUACAAGAGUUUGACGUGAAAAAGUCAUGUGAUCCUAUCGGCUGAAGUGAUAUUUCUCCUCUUUUGUUUC
Messenger RNA from Mycena citricolor, 2599 nucleotides. The record is from the annotation of a GenBank genome assembly. Lineage: Eukaryota; Fungi; Basidiomycota; Agaricomycetes; Agaricales; Mycenaceae.